UAGUUUCCUGUCUUAGACAGUGACUCCCCUGGCCAUGCGAGUGGGCUGGGUGCCGGCGGCGGGGUGCCUGGCGGGCUGGCUGGUGGCGGCGGCGGUGGCGUCCGUCACGGACCUGCUGCCCGGGAUCAUCGACUUUGAGGAGCUGAUCAAAGUUGCUGCUUCUACUUGCGACAUGCUGCCUCUGACGCUGGUGCUGUCUCGGCUGCACGCGUCAGACCUUCAUCGGUUGGAGUCAGUGGAGUACCGCUCUGCGCCCGGAGCUGAGGUGGCGGUGUACGUGCCGGGCUGGUGGAACACUCCUAGUGACGAAGCAGCCGACGCGCUAGUCGGGGCAUUGCUUACCAGGUACUCCUCGGUGCACGUGCUAGACACGCAGCGCGCCUUCUGCCGCGGGUACCUGGGCUCGGCCGCGCGGGUGAAGGCGGUGGCUCAUCAGCUCUACCAUAUGAUCAAGCGGAUGGUGGCUAGAGGAGUCCCCCUGGAGUCCAUCCACCUGAUCGGCUUCAGUCUGGGCGCGCACGUCGCCGGCAUGACGGGCAAGCUCGUGCAGAGACACAUGAACAGGAAGUUGGAGCGCAUCAUAGCGCUGGACCCGGCCAAGCCGUGCUUCGCGCACAACGCCGCCUUCCGAGUGGACAGGAGAGACGCCAAGUUUGUGCAGGUAGUGCACACGAGCGCUGGGGUACUCGGGCUGGAGCAGCCCGUGGGGCACGCCGACGUGUACGUCAGCAGACAUCCGGAGUGCAAGAAUCGUCGGUUCAGCAUGGAGUGCGACCACGCGCAGGCGUGGAAGCUGUACGCCGCCUCCGCCGUCGACGCCAACACGCUCAUGGCGCAGAGAUGCAUGAGCUGGGAGGAGUUGAAGCAGGGUCGCUGCAGCGGCAACGACACGUGGCUCGGCCACAGCUGCAGCCAGGACACCCGGGGACUGUUCCUUUACCGGGCCGAGUCUUCGCAUAGAAGAAGGAUAUCAGCUGAUAAACAGUACAACUCAAACGUAAGAACGUUUAAUCCCUUCGAUCCGUUCUCGUGGUUUGGAAGAUGAAGACGCAUCAUCAUCAGAAAGAUAUCGUCCACUACUGGAAAUAGGCUUCUUCCAAGGAACACAACACUCUGUCUUGCUUAUCCAGCCACUACUGUCAGCCGACUACAGUGGUCCUGUCCUAAAUGGGCUUGUGUCCAAGAUGUUUAUGUCAAAAAAGUAUAUUCCUACAGGGCUUAUUCAUAAAAAAGUUAGUGGACGCUUUAGCUAUAGAACUGUUUAGUCCCUCUCUAUCAAAGAACAAAUUGUUCAGAGAGUGACCAAACAGUGCAAUAGCUAAAGCGUCCAGUAACUUUUUUUAUGAAUAAGGAGACUUCAAUAUUUUUAUAGGUCAAAAGUUUUUGUUAGUACUAGCCAAGACGAAAUAUGGCUAUCGUAUUUGGAACUGUUUGCCAUUGAAUGAAAGUCCAAAACCAUAACUUUAUUUUAAGGGGUUAAGUGCCAAUUUCUCCAUUGUCGGUUAGAUCGUAACCAGGGAAAGUUUGAUCAAUUAUGCGUAUGCGUCAUCUCUAUAUUAAAUUAUUGACAGAUGUGUCAAAAGUCACGCAAUAAUCCCUGGUUAUGCUAACCCACUAUGGCGAAAUUGGCACUAAGUAUUGUUUUUGCCAUACGCCACAAACUUCUGAUUUUUUCAAAUACAUAUGUGUAUACCAAGUUUAAGUAAGAGAGACCCAUAGUGAGUUAUAUUAGUAUGUGUCAAACAACAAAUUAAUACUUUUAGUUGAAAUACCUAGUUGUUAAAAAACUGUACAAUAACACGCCAUGUAGGUUUAUCUUAGUUUUAUACAAUUAUUUAACUAUAGCUUGACUGUGAUAUUAAUGCAUAAUAUUAUUAAUUAAAAAUAUUACACAAA
Molecule: messenger RNA, 1896 nt
Organism: Plutella xylostella (diamondback moth)
Lineage: Eukaryota; Metazoa; Arthropoda; Insecta; Lepidoptera; Plutellidae
Product: lipase member I
Biological process (GO): lipid catabolic process
Molecular function (GO): lipase activity; serine hydrolase activity
Source: RefSeq, a predicted model, not a curated record